UAAAAAAUAAACAAAAUGGCGUUUCUUUAAAAAGUAACAAAAUUUGAAGUGAGGUGUUGUAAAAUUUUAGUGUCAUUUUCAAAAUCAUUUAAAUUAAUAUGAAGCACUAAUUUCGAUAAAACUUUACAAAAUUUUCAGUUACCCAUUGCUAUCAUCAAGAUGGAAAAACACAUAGGAGACACUAUCGAUGAAGUUUCCAUUUCAAGUGGGAGCAGCACAGAUUCCCUCAGGUUACGCACCAAGUUACCCCAGAUGGAACUAAACCGGAUUGCUUCAAAACCUAUAGUUUUUUCCUGGCGUCCAUCCCAAUUUCCUGAAGAAACCCCUGAAAAUGUCUCCUCCCAGUGUACACUUUUUGACGUACCCCAAGAUAAAAGUAAAAUAAUCACCCACGAGCCAACCCUGCCACCUGACACCUGGUUGCUCGGCGGCACACUGGGCUGCCGCAAUGCCUCUCUGGUAUUCAAAAGCUCAGCCCUCGCCAACUGCACCCCACAAUCAAUUCAAGAAAAACCGGGCUACAAGCUCCACAUCACCUACAAAGUUUUACAAGCCGAAACUAAACUCCUUUCGAAACUCCUCGAAUGCCACGGCAUUGUCGAGGUGCCGCCGAAUUCGAUGGACUUUAACCUGCUAUGGACCGGAUCUCACCCGAAGCCAGGCGCCUUGAGAGCCAUGGCCCCACACCAAAGAGUCAAUCAUUUCCCUCGGUCCUACGAGCUGACGCGUAAGGAUCGCCUGUACAAAAAUAUCGAACGAUUACAGCAUGCCAAAGGUUACAAACAUUUCAAUUUCAUACCCCAGACUUUCGUCAUGCCGACGGAAUAUGGGGAGUUGUGUACGACGCAUCACAGGAUCAAAGGUCCUUGGAUUGUCAAGCCUGUAGCUUCAAGCAGAGGGAGAGGUAUUUUUAUUGUUGAAACACCAAAUCAAGUGCCUCUAGAAGAACCCGUUGUCGUGGCCAAAUACAUAGCGAAACCCCUUUUAGUAGCAGGUCAUAAGUGUGACCUACGCUUAUACGUAGCUGUUACUUCUUUUGAUCCGUUGCUAGUGUACAUAUACGAAGAAGGCCUAGUACGGUUUGCUACCGUUAAAUACGAUUCUAGUCAUAAACAGCUGUGGAACCCCUGUAUGCACCUCUGUAAUUAUAGUAUUAACAAGUAUCAUAGUGAUUACGUCAAAUCUGAUGACCCAAGUGCUGAAAACGUAGGCCAUAAGUGGACUUUGAGCGCGCUAUUAAGGCAUUUGAAGGCAGAGGGAAAGAAUACGGCUUUGUUGAUGUCGCAGGUCGAAGAUCUUGUUAUCAAAGCGAUUUUAGCUUCAGCGAAUUCGGUUAUUUCUGCCUGUAAAAUGUUCGUGCCUAACCCUUGUAAUUGUUUCGAGCUUUACGGGUUCGACAUCUUGAUCGAUUCAAACCUGAAGCCUUGGCUUUUGGAAGUCAAUCUGUCUCCGUCUUUGGGUUGCGACAGCCCCUUGGACGUGCGAUUAAAAUCCGCAAUGUUAGCCGACCUGCUCACCCUUGUUGGACUUCCUGCCGUCGAUCCCGUUUUGAGACCAUCGACAAAUAGUUUGACUUCUGCAUCGAUAAAAAGCAACAGCACCAAGCUCAAGCUCGGACACUGCAGAAGGGUUCAUUCGGCCGAUGGCCUGAGCAGUACUUUACCGAGGAAGAGUUCUUCUGUUAAUGGAGAUCGCUUGUCUUCGAGUUUUUUGAAUUUGUCUCCUGAGGAGACGAGAGUGCUUAAGAUGGCAAAAGGGCAGUUUGAGAGGAGGGGCGGGUUUGUGAGGAUAUUUCCGGCGGUGGAUAGCUGGACGAAAUACACGCAGUAUUUAGAUCCUGCAACCGGAAUUCCAAUUACCGGUAAUAAUAAUACAUUCAACAGCUAUAACCUCUCUGGAGCCCAUAAUUACAACUUACUCCUUUACACUCACUUCUUUCCGGACGUUCCUGUCCAUGUUAAACCCCACGACAGGACGAACUUCAAGUUCCACUCUUUGGACAGAAAAAGAGAUUUGUCUUUAGAUUCAGGCACCACUCUGGCUCGACAAGAUAGAUACGAAAGAAUGUUAAGCCAAGGCCACAGGUCGGCGUUAAUUCCCAAAAAGAUCCCAAAAGAGAGUCGCGGAGUCGAGUUGAGAAAACAAAUACUGGAGAUGUUGAGAAACGGGAAAAAAAUGACACAAUGCGAAACCCGACGAACCUUUAGCCACUAUUUGGGUUGCGUAUUGAGGCGCAUUUCGGCAGGACCUGACCAGGAGGACCAAAUGGAAAUCGUCUUGAAAUUUUUACAAAAAGCGUCGAGUUACCUGAGAACCCCCUAUACCGUGAAGGUGGCUCCUAGUCAGAAUCUGGAUAAUAAAGAUAGAGCGGCUGUGGUGGCGAAACAGUUAAACGAUUUUUUGUAUCUGUACAACAGGGAAACUGAUUUAUUCGUGGACAAGACAGAAAAACCUAGUCAAAUUCCUUCCAAGUUGUACGCGGAAUUUUUGGAGAAUGCCAGGGAGUGCGAUUUGGAGGAGAUUUUGAUCCAUCAAACUACUCAGACCGUGCCAACUCACGGGGGCAAGACGGGAUUUCAAGGAGUGCUCAAGUGCAUCCCGAACGUCCCGAAACAGUACGGAUUGAAGCCCCCUUUUCACAAGACAUCGGUUAAAAGCAAGGGCGUUAAAGUUUCGUCCUUGUCUUGAUUGUUUUUACAAAUUAAGAAUUACGACUUAAGCUUCAUAUUUGUCCGUUGUGUAACUUUGUGAGAAUACAAGUAUUUAUUUAUUGGUUAAGCGUUACAGACUUUCUUUUUAGGUUGUUAUGUUGACUUAUUUAUUUUUGUAGUUACGGUUGUGGUUAUCAUCCUGUUGUUUUAUUUGAUUUUUUGAUACUCUAUUUUUGUAUGCCAAAGUUCGAAAGUUUCCACGGUUCAUUCCAGACCUGCCAUAUUUCUUAGUCAAGAGUUAGUAUUAUUAAACAGAGUCAAGGACGUUGUAUUAAUAUAAUUAAUAUCAUGUCCUUGAGCGGAGUACAAUUCACGAAAUUUACGUAUCAUAUUACUGUUUGUCAGUGUUUUAAGAAUUGUGAUUAUGCGUCAACGAAUCUUAACAAUUCGAGGUGAUACUAAUGUACUUGAAUUUUGUGCUUAGGUCGAUGUUUCGAUUUUUGUUGUUUGUUUUAUACAGGGUGAGUCAUCAAGCGCGGUCCUCGAUAUCUCUUUAAUUUAUCAGAGAUGGAAAAAAGUCAAAGAACGUUGUUGGUUCUUUGACUGUACUCUAAAACUAUUUUUAAAUACGCAGACCGUCCUGUUUUUAAGACGUGUUUUUUUAUGUGAGCAGAACAUUCAAUAUAGUUAAAAAUAAUUUUAGAGUAUUGUCCUCCAAGAACCAUACAAAUUUGGUCUGACUUUUUCUAAAUUUCUAAUAAUGAAUGAGAUGCCGAGGAACUCACUUUUUGACUCGCCCUGUAAAUUGAUGCUUUUAUUGGACAAUUUCACGUUUGAAUUAACGAAAUUGGACCUGACGUAUUUUUUGAUAUUGCUGCCAAAACGAAUGCAUAUAAAUAUUUUUAAUACGUAAAUGUGAAACGAAUCAAGCUUCACUUUGUAUUUUUAAAAUGAUAGUGUGAAGUAGUACCUUUAGUAUCUUUUUACACACUUCUUGUGAUAUGAAGGAAAAUGCUUUGCUAUUUUCUAUACUUGUUACACUGCUAUUGAAUGCAUUUUGACAGCUAGUAGCUUAGUCACUUUUAGUUACUUUUAGAUGUGAUAUUUAUUUACACUUUACAAUUGUUACUUGGAGUUCGUGAAGGUGUUCGUACUUAGCUGGAUUUGCUCAAAUUUGCUAAAUUUCUGAUUGAGAUUUUAUUGUUAUCACAAAGCAUUUGAUGGGCAACGUUUUCUAAACAAUCGAAAGUUACAUUACAUCAUGUUUGUUUAGUUAGGAGAUUCUCUAGAAUAGUGAUAAUUUUGUAAAGUGACAAAUCUGUACACAGUCUAAGUUUUUAUACUUUGUGCACGGCAAAUUGUUAAUGUGGGUGAGUGUAUCGCAAAAUAAAUUGGCACAAAUAAUUCUGAUCAAA
Molecule: messenger RNA, 4066 nt
Organism: Zophobas morio
Lineage: Eukaryota; Metazoa; Arthropoda; Insecta; Coleoptera; Tenebrionidae
Gene: TTLL5
Product: tubulin polyglutamylase TTLL5
Exons: 14
Coding region: 160-2688 (842 amino acids)
Biological process (GO): protein polyglutamylation; microtubule cytoskeleton organization
Cellular component (GO): cilium
Molecular function (GO): tubulin-glutamic acid ligase activity; tubulin binding
Source: RefSeq, a predicted model, not a curated record